Molecule: messenger RNA, 1868 nt
Organism: Desarmillaria tabescens
Lineage: Eukaryota; Fungi; Basidiomycota; Agaricomycetes; Agaricales; Physalacriaceae
Exons: 7
Coding region: 445-1719 (424 amino acids)
Source: RefSeq, a predicted model, not a curated record
CCUGUUUCUCGAUUAUUCUCAAGUUGUAUGCUGCUUAGGAUGGCGCUGCGUUUCUCACACGGUAUCUCCCCCACCUCAAGCUCUAGCGCCUGGCAUUCAGGAGGCCUCAGGGGACAUUUUGAUUUUCGGCAUCGCCCCCAGCACGUGUGGGAUGAGGGCGGCAGGGGCGCUGGUGGCUUCUGCAGCCUCCAUCCUCCACUCAAAAGCAUGGUUGCUCGCACGAGACUGCCUCUGGAAGACAAGUUUCUGGUCAUUUGUCUCCCUCUGGGCACAAGCCUCGGCUAAAUACAUGGACCAGGUUCGUAUCUCCUGUUUUUUCGUCGUCCGCCUUCCUGUCCGACGGUUGCCAGUCAUUUUUCUUUGACUAUACUCCAUCAUCUGAGCCAAUUACUGUCCCUGUGACAAGUGAGUUUGCUGUAUCAACAUUCGGACGUGCACUUAUUCAUGAACAGCUCAGUGCGAAACGAUCCAUAUAUCCUGGGAUCGGACCUCGGCUGCAACUGGGUUUGUGGCCAUGCACCGCCCGACUUCGGGCCACUUACUCCCAUUUCAUUUAGACCCAGUCCAACAGCUCCGUAUUACCUUCAAAUAUAUACUUCUGCAUUUGUAUUCCCAUUUGUCGUAGCAGCGGGUGAUGGCCUAUCGUUUGAUUGGCAAGUUCCAUUUGCUCCAGGGACCUUGUUUGACAAGAAUGGGUACACGGGUGGGUGCCAAGCCACGUACUCGAUGAUAGCCAAUACGACCGAUACACCUUCCUGUUCGAACGUUACUUUCCCCCUUGGACCGCUGAAUAUCGAUGCGGAAGUAGCAAACGGUCCAUUAUCUCAGUACGGUUGGAUCGAUCAGGUUGCGCCGGCAUUGCACCCGCCAUACAACCUCACUUUUAAUGACAUACAGACAGUCAAUUGGACGGUAGACCUGUCAUGGGCUUCUCCAUUUUUUAUCAGUGUCGUCGACGCCGACUUCAAUUUCUGGUCUUAUGGACCUCUUCAUAGUGGAGGUGGAGGUACGACUGCCUCGGGAAACGACUGUGUACCUAUUGCAGCAACGAUUGGUGCUGGGGUGGGUGGUCUCGUGGUUGGAUUGCUUGCAGGGUUGGUGACUACCCUCUGCUUCAUCAAACGGAGACAGCGCAAAAAAGCAGAUGAGCAGUUUAUGCCCCUCGGAGUCUCGCCGUCCUUGUCCCACAACGCACAAUACCGACCAGUUCCGUCUACACCGCUUUCUUUACAGCCAGACACUGCCUAUACUCAGCACCCUCCAAUAGGCCAAAGUGGAAGCAGCUAUCAAGUGGAGCCGUUCUCUAUGCCUGGCGAAGGCAUGCACUCACAUCGUGGGGCUACAUCGCCGACUUCUAUGAACGAAUAUGUAAACAACCACGCAUCCUCUGUUGCUCAUGAAUCCAUAGCGCCAUCACAGGCCGGAAGCGGAGGCUCCCGCAUUCAGUCUGGUCAGGUGUACGUGGUGCAUCACGACGGCGGAAGAGCACCUGUCACCGUAUAUCACGAAAACGGGACAGAGGUCGUGGAACUGCCACCCCGGUAUGCCGAGGAUGGUCUAAGAACAUCAUACGAUGUACAAAGCGAAGGGCCAAGCAGCAGUGGCGGUAGCGAAGUUACCCCGAGCACAGCGUCCCGAGACUACUUUAACCAGCCUAGACGACCUGGAGGCGCACCGAAGAAGCCACAGACGUCCUUCUCCUCGAAGGCCCCACCGUAGUUUCCCUCCUUCUUUUGGUUCUUUACGGGCUCAUAAAGGCCUGGGUAUCACUGACUUAUCUUAAUCGUUCGUUUCAAUACCGUGUAAAUUGCGGUGCAGACAUUUGUUGUCUAUUCUUCUCUAAUGUAGUGCCGAUUUAACGAGUAGAU